Rotaria socialis is the source of this 1029-nucleotide messenger RNA. The record is from the annotation of a GenBank genome assembly. Lineage: Eukaryota; Metazoa; Rotifera; Eurotatoria; Philodinida; Philodinidae.
AUGGGUCCCUUUCUGUCUGACUAUAAAAAUAACGAUGCAUCAAUAUUUAAGCAUUGUGUCUACAACAAUGAGCAAGAUAUUCUCAAUUGGCUACACGAUGAUGAUGUUUUAAUUCUCGAUCGCGGUUUUCGUGAUACGGUUCGAGCAAUGAAACAAUUUGGGUUUCAGGUCGCUAUGCCCAGUUUUCUAAACGGGCGAAAACAAUUUUCACUCGAAGAGGCGAAUCUUCAUCGCUGCAUUACUAAAGUUCGAUGGAUACUAGAGAGUUCUAGGGCUUAUGCCCAAACUAUUCCCAACUCAUCUCUGUGCUUCCUUAGUAACUAUAUUGAUAUAAAUUGCGCAUUAAUCAAUGCGUAUGGUGCACGUUGCGUGCAAGAUAGACAUUCGGGCACUGAAGUGGCUGCUCAAAUGCUUCAAAAGUGUCAAACAACAAAUCCCGUUCAAUUGCGUCUUCUUGAGUUGCUAGAAACAAAAUUGCAAUGGAAAAAAUGCGACGCGCAACUGUUAAUUUUCCUAGAACUCACAGAACAAGAACUACGAAAUUUAUGCUACGGAACUUAUCAAAUUAAGCAAGCGAAAUCCUACAUCAGAGAGCAUCUCACACAAUCGCCUCUUGUGGGCAACGACAUGGAAUUUAUCAUUGAACUUUGUGCACAACACAAUGAUCUUGUACGAGCUCGUUUUGAAUCCCGCCAUUAAUCUGCAUUAUAUUUGGCACGUUCGAGUACUAUUCCAAUAAUACCAAAAACCUAUGGAUUUUGUAUCUCAAGCCUUUAUCGAUUUAAUGGAAACGAAGAAAAUUUCUUGCUUGCUGAUCGUGAUAGUACAUAUUUGGAUCGUAUCUUAAUGUUUUCAUCUAAUCGACAGCUCGAAUUUUUUUUAAAAUCAGAAGUAAUAUUUUGUGACGGUACAUUUGCAUCCGCACCGCCACAAUUUGAACAAAUCUAUACGAUGCACGCUGUUUAUGAAGAUGAAGGUGAGAUAUUGACUCUAUUAGAAAUAAUAUUUCAAGUUCGUCUGUUUCAUUGA